Messenger RNA from Dentiscutata erythropus, 338 nucleotides. The record is from the annotation of a GenBank genome assembly. Lineage: Eukaryota; Fungi; Glomeromycota; Glomeromycetes; Diversisporales; Gigasporaceae.
AUGAAUAAGGAAUUAUUCAAAGUUGUUAAUGAGUUGGCAAGUAUCGCGCUUGCUACCUCGACAGACGACAGCCCUUUCUUCAGCACCUUUUUAAGAUUAUUAUCGGAAAAAGAAGGACUUACAGAACAAGAUAAGGCAAGCAUUAGAGAACAUUGUAAUAAUGCCAUGGAAAAUUUAAAUGCACAAAAGAAAAGAGAAGAAAUACCAUGUUCGGAAUGUAACUCUAUUAAAUAUUCAAAUAAGUACUGUGAGAAUUGUAUGAGCGAAAAAUUGAAAAGUCAAUUCGAGAACUGGACGUCAGGAAAUAAACUUAUUGAUGAUUUUAUUAAACAAUGCCA